Pygoscelis adeliae (Adelie penguin) is the source of this 1185-nucleotide messenger RNA. It is a transcript of the gene CDO1, whose product is annotated as cysteine dioxygenase type 1. The coding region runs from base 1 to 462 and encodes 153 amino acids. Gene Ontology annotation, biological process: L-cysteine catabolic process. Lineage: Eukaryota; Metazoa; Chordata; Aves; Sphenisciformes; Spheniscidae. The record is from RefSeq and is a predicted model, not a curated record. Gene Ontology annotation, molecular function: cysteine dioxygenase activity; ferrous iron binding. The transcript has 5 exons.
AUGGAAACAAACACUUUGUAUUUCAGGUAUACGAGAAAUCUUGUGGACAAUGGAAAUGGAAAGUUCAACUUGAUGAUCUUGUGCUGGGGUGAAGGGCAUGGCAGCAGCAUCCAUGAUCACACUGACUCUCACUGCUUCAUGAAGAUCCUACAGGGAAAUCUAAAGGAGACUCUGUUUGAAUGGCCUGAGAAAAAAGGGAAUGGUGAAAUGACUAAGAAAUCAGAACGAGUUUUGAGAGAAAAUCAAUGUGCCUACAUUAAUGACUCCAUUGGCCUGCACCGUGUGGAGAACAUAAGCCACACAGAGUCUGCUGUUAGCCUGCAUUUGUACAGCCCACCCUUUGACAGCUGUAACACCUUUGAUCAGAGGACUGGACACAAGCACAAAGUCAAGAUGACCUUCUACAGCCAGUUUGGAGAAAGGACUCUCUGCGCAACAGCAGUGCCGCAGGAGAACAACUGAGAAGCACCAGCACGCAUUUGCAUAAGACCUGCUGAAUGUUUAACCAGGGACAGAAGACUUGCAUGGCUAAGGCCGACAGCCAGCUGUAUUUCUAUACCUUGUACAUAGAAGUACACUAGGGCACCUUCCAGGCCACCCUCAGUUCCCCCGAGCAAAUGCCGAUUAUGGGACACUAAGCUAGUGCCAUAAACUACUUCAGAGGUUAGAUGCCUUUUCUUAGGCUCCUGUCAGAAUUAAGUAGUUUGUUUUCUGAUUCUGGCCUCCUUUUAAUUCCACUUCUGAUAUCACACUGAGAAUAUCAGAAAUAGGGUUUUUAAACAUCAUCUGACACUACUUAACAGGCCUAUGUGUAUGUAUGCUCUCAAUGUAAUUAAUAACUAUAUGAACUUCUAAGCUUCCAGUCAUUUGUACCUAUGGGUAGUACACUAGAUACAACUAACAGCAGCUCUUUUUUUUUUUUUUAUUAAGUCUUUUAGGUUUUAACGCUCUAGGCCAUUUUGAUAAUUUUGUGCAUUUUUUACUUUUUAUUUUUUACAAUUUCAUUUGUCAGAUGAUUGUUUUAAAUAGGAGCAGCGAAAUGCUUCAUGCACAAUGAUCUUCAAAACUGAUUGGGCAGAGAUUUGGGUUUAGAAUAAGACUAAUCAUACUUAAUUCAGCUAAUGUCCAGUUUCCAAAGUAUUCUGUGUAGCUACUGAAGAAGGUAACUGAAAUAAAACUGGAUUU